Molecule: messenger RNA, 585 nt
Organism: Episyrphus balteatus (marmalade hoverfly)
Lineage: Eukaryota; Metazoa; Arthropoda; Insecta; Diptera; Syrphidae
Exons: 3
Coding region: 1-585 (194 amino acids)
Source: RefSeq, a predicted model, not a curated record
AUGGAUCUGUUAGAACCAGGUAAAGUAAGAAGUUGUAUUUUAGCGAAAAAGUCGAUUAAUGCUUUCUUUUUAUCUAGGUACAGCAACAACGAUAAUGCGGCAAUCAGCGUUGAAUCCAAGGAAGGCAACUUCAUUUUAACGUCAACGUACAUGCCAUACGAAGAGGAGAACCCACCAUCAAAAACAGUCCGGGAGCUUGUGGACUAUUCCACGGUAAAUGGAACACCUUUGGUGAUGGGAUGUGAUGCCAACGCCCAUCAUACACAAUGGGGUGGUAAUGAUAUCAAUAAAAGAGGAGAUUGGAGAGUAUCACCAGAGGAAUCCUUUUCGGAUCACUUUAGGAUACUCUUCACCCUAGACAGGAAUUUAAUAGAUAUCAAACCUUACAGAAACCCAACUAGAACAAAUUGGACAAAGUACACAAAUUGGCUGAAGGAACGUAUCGACCCACCAAGAGAAAAUACGCUCUCAAAUACAUCAGCCAUCGAUACUACUGUCCAAAACCUUACUAGUAAAAUGAAAACUUCUUUUGAAAAACACUGUCCCCUAUCCCGUUGCACAAGACCCACUAACCCAUCAUGGUAG